AUGUCCGCGACAAUCUUUCUUUUUCUGUGCCUGCCAGCGGCUCUGGUGGCCCAAACGACUUGUUAGUUCUUCCAUUUUGAUUAAUUAAGUGGCAGAAAAGAAAUAGGAAAAAGCGCCAAAAUUCAGAUCAAUGUCCAGACAGCACUUGGAAGUUAUUUUUGCGAACUGGGGACCGAGCAUGGUGCAUUAAAGUGAGUUCAUAGCAACAAAAUGAAAGAUCUUGUGAUGGUGAGGCGGAAAUGUGCUGAAUUUUCCACGAUUUGAGUAAGUUUCUCUGCUUGAAACUUUUUUGGAAGCUCCACUUAUCAUCGGAACAAUUUCAGUACAAUGAUGGGCGGCUCAUCAGAGACGAUGCCGAAAAGGCUUGUCGAAUACAAGGAGGAACUUUGACCGGAUUUGAGAACGAGGAAGAGUUUGCCUACAUUCGAGGUAAGAUUAUGUCAGACGUACCAUACUUUCAGAAAACUGUUGUACUUUCUUCCGUUGAUGAGCUGUGACUUUCUUAGAACUUCAACUUCUUAAAUCUUCGAAAAGGAUAAACUUGCACGGCGAAAAAUCUGAAACAGCUUAUUUGGAUUGAUUUUUUUUUCCUCAAACGUCAAACUUUAGACACGGCAUUUGAAGCGUUCAAAAAGUUCAACCUGCCAGAUGGAGGAGCCUACUGGCUUGACGGCAUCCGAAGUCCCAACUGCCACGGACCCAACAACAACGGCUGCACCCGUUUGAAUGUAAUUAUUUAAGCUUCCUUUUCUAACAUGAAAUUGAGAAAAUUCAGGCUUUCCAAUGGUCCAACAACCUCACCCAAGGAACAUUCGCGUUCACAAAAUGGUAUGCGACCGAACCGAAUAAUAGUCCUGCUUAGUAAGUUCAUCUCCAGCCCAGCUAUUUUAACCUUGAUUUUUCGUGGCGGAGAAGAAAACUGCGUUCAAGGCUCCUUUCAUUACGUACUCCCAGACAUUCGCGGACACAUUUUCGACUUUCCGUGAGCUUCACAAUCGAUUCUAACUUUAAGCCCUGGACUUCCAGAUGCUCUGAAAAAGACGUCAAAGUAGGUCUGAGCUCCCAUUCCGCCAUACAUGGAUACGUCUGUGGGACGUCAGCAAAGAAGAUCGGUAGCAAAAAUGAAGAGGAAGAUUGUGAGUGAAUCACUUAACAGUUGAAUCUAGAAGUCAACUAUUCAGGCUCCCCGGAAGAUAAGGAAGAAGAAGAUUGUAAGUUUUCCUUUAAAAAAUUGAAGACUUUUCAAAAUCAAUUAUUAAGGUCCAGCGGAAGACACGGAAAAAGGAGAUUGUAAGUUCUCCUUCAAAUAAUUGAUUUCACUGAUUUUUUUUUUAAAUCAACCAUUCAGGUCCAUCGGAAGAAAGUGAAGGAACUCGUCCUUCGACAGCUUCCGCCCAAAAACUAGCAAACCAAUAA
Messenger RNA from Caenorhabditis auriculariae, 1416 nucleotides. NCBI's taxonomy places the organism in Eukaryota, Metazoa, Nematoda, Chromadorea, Rhabditida, Rhabditidae. The record is from the annotation of a GenBank genome assembly.